Messenger RNA from Capsella rubella, 264 nucleotides. RefSeq lists its product as uncharacterized. The record is from RefSeq and is a predicted model, not a curated record. Lineage: Eukaryota; Viridiplantae; Streptophyta; Magnoliopsida; Brassicales; Brassicaceae.
CGGAUUCAAAAGACAAAAACUUUAAAAGCUGCAAGAUGAGAUCAGCGGCAGCUUCUUCACCGGAUCCGAGAGACAAGAUCGGAGAGAUAAAACGAAGAAACAGAGACAAGCAUCGCUGUUUCUUGACAAAUUCUUCGAUGCUCUUCGUCCUCUCCGGGGAAGAAGAACGGAUUCGCCAAUGACUAUCUCAGCAUGCUCCCGUCAGUCACCGGCUAAUACGCCGUCGUUGUCUUGACUCCGCCGCCGAUCUCACCGCAGGUGUAA